UCUCUCUCUCACACACCUCUCUCUCUCUCUCUCUCUCUCUCUCUCUCUCUCUCUCUCUUAAUUUGUGUGGCUUCUGUAGAAUCAUCUAGCUGUUGGCAGCUACCAGCAGUGUGCUUGGGAGAAAAGUGGAGAACAGCGUAUUUUCAAGAAAGCUGAAUUUUACCUUUCUGUAAUAGUUUUCAUCAGCUUCACUUUUUAAAAUUCUGAGAUUUAGGAGUACUAGGGAUCAAGAAAAAGAGAGAGAAUGUUACAUGGUAUGUUGGUUGAUGACAGUAUGUCAAAUUUAACAUCUGCAUCCAAUGAAGCUAGCAUAUCUUCAAGCAACAGAACUGAAAUUCCAACUACUGUCUACCCACAACAGUCCUUUGCAAUUUCACCUGAUAAUCCGACACAACCAGCACCUAAGAAGAAAAGAAAUCUUCCAGGCAAUCCAGACCCUGAGGCUGAGGUGGUAGCUUUAUCUCCAAAAAGUCUUCUUGCAACAAAUAGAUUUAUAUGUGAGAUUUGUAACAAGGGAUUUCAGAGAGAUCAGAAUCUUCAGUUACACCGAAGAGGGCAUAAUUUGCCAUGGAAACUAAAGCAAAGAAACAGCAAAGAGGUAGUAAAGAAGAAGGUUUAUAUAUGUCCAGAGCCAAGCUGUGUGCACCAUGAUCCUUCAAGGGCUCUGGGGGACCUCACUGGGAUAAAGAAACACUUCAGCAGAAAACAUGGUGAGAAGAAGUGGAAAUGCGAAAAAUGCUCAAAGCGUUACGCAGUUCAGUCCGACUGGAAAGCUCAUUCUAAAAUUUGUGGUACCAGAGAGUAUAGAUGUGAUUGUGGAACACUCUUUUCCAGGAGGGACAGUUUCAUCACCCACAGAGCUUUUUGUGAUGCUUUAGCAGAAGAAAGUGCAAGGUCAAUGACACAAAUGAACCCAAUUUUGUCUUCCCAACAAGGCACUUCAUCUACACCCCACCCACCCCACCUCCAUGGCCUUCAACCAUUUUCACUCAAAGAAGAACAACAAAUGUUCAGUUCAAGAUCUGAAAUACCUCCAUGGAUGACAGUAGACUCUGGGCUAGGUGCAGCAGGUCCACCGCGUAGUGAAUUAUUCACCUCCUCAUCAAGGUUAGAACAGUCGAUUCUCCAUCAAGAAAACACAAACCCUAAAAAUCCAACAUUUUCUUCUGCUUUGAAUCCUUCUCAUCACAUGUCUGCAACUGCUUUGCUGCAAAAGGCAGCACAAAUUGGGGUUACAAUGAGCAGCAGCAACAGCAAAACAUGUACUGCUCAAUCAGAUGGAAUUUUUAGGGCCCACCUGGCUCACAUGGGUGCACCAGGAUUCAGUGCUACAUCAUUGGAGUCCUCUACAGCUGGUGCUGGACUGGGUUUGUCCUCUUCACGUGAAGAGAUAGCAACGGGUUUUGUUAAUGUCACGUCAGGUUGCAUGGAACAACUUGUAGGUGCAACAGUGGGAGCCAAUUCUUCUAUGCUUCAUGAUAUGAAUAUGUUGACUUCUUUGCCUCCAAAUAGUGGGUUCGAAGGAUCAGCAGCCUUUGAGGAUACUUUUAACAGAAUGUUGAACUCAAAAGGAGUCAAUAAUUUUCAAGAAAAUCAUCCAAAUCCAGGGACUUCCCAUUUGAACAUUGUAAGCAAAGAAGCCACCGCUCCUGGUGGCAGUGGCGCCGGUGGCAAUGAUGGAAUGACUCGGGAUUUCUUGGGUCUUAGAGCAUUCCGUCAUAGAGAUUUUCUCAAUAUGGCUGGUUUUGGUCAAAUGGGUUCUUCCUCAUAUGACCAGCAGACUCAUCAACACCAAUCACCAUGGCAAAAUUAGCAUCUGAAAAAACCAAAAAAUAAUAAAAUGAGUUCAUUGCUCCCUGGCCAGACAGUGAGGCAUCGAUCUGUAUCCAAUCUCCAGAUGCAUAAAUGCUAGAAUUUUUUUCCUGUUUAUUUCUUCCUUAGAAAUCUAUUGGAGGGGAGCUAAGCACCUUCCAAAUUUGCCGUAUUAGUACUAAGAAUUGAAUUCGUGCCACUUUAAAUUUUUUUUUUUUAGCGUUCGAUUUUAUGAUUGUAAUGUGCUUUUCAUCGUGAGUCUCCUAGUAUAUAAUAAUUUCACCAAUGUC
Molecule: messenger RNA, 2102 nt
Organism: Olea europaea var. sylvestris
Lineage: Eukaryota; Viridiplantae; Streptophyta; Magnoliopsida; Lamiales; Oleaceae
Product: protein indeterminate-domain 12-like
Exons: 5
Coding region: 245-1813 (522 amino acids)
Cellular component (GO): nucleus
Molecular function (GO): DNA-binding transcription factor activity
Source: RefSeq, a predicted model, not a curated record